Messenger RNA from Salvelinus fontinalis (brook trout), 5965 nucleotides. It is a transcript of the gene ptprn2, whose product is annotated as protein tyrosine phosphatase receptor type N2. The transcript is spliced from 22 exons. Gene Ontology annotation, biological process: protein dephosphorylation. The coding region runs from base 208 to 3474 and encodes 1088 amino acids. Gene Ontology annotation, molecular function: protein tyrosine phosphatase activity. The record is from RefSeq and is a predicted model, not a curated record. Gene Ontology annotation, cellular component: secretory granule. NCBI's taxonomy places the organism in Eukaryota, Metazoa, Chordata, Actinopteri, Salmoniformes, Salmonidae.
GGAGGGGCGCCUUCUGAAGGUUGCUGUUCGCGGUGCUGAAUCCUGUCGCGACUGCAGGAGUGAAGUGGCGGACCCGAGACAUUGCUCCGCAAAUCUCCUACUUGAAUUCGCUGUUAUCUCAUCCAGCGAUUUUCGACCAUCUUUAUCGAAAACUGACAUUAUGAUGUUUUAGCAAAGGUGUGCAAUGGAUUAGUAAAGAGUAGCCUAAUGGAUUCACCGUGUUCCAUCUUCGCUGUGUUGUAUCUUUCCCAGUCUCUUUCAACUACCUUCGCUGACAGCAAAUAUGGUUGCCUGUUCGAGGAUGAGCUCUGUACACCUUACGAGUUCUGCGCUAAUGACGGAGUGUUUGGAAGAUGCCUGGAGUUACCCGGUGCGGACCUGUACACCUACGAUGCGUCAGCCUCUGCUCUACAGCGCCUCAGGACUCUCCUACAGAACUUGGCCCACAAAGGGUUGACAUGGCAGGAUGCCACCACCCAGCAUGUGAUCUCCAGAGAGCUGUCCAAGCUCCACAAGGUUCCCAUCCGAAGGCCCGAUCCCCCCUCUGCCUCCCUGACACGCUAUGGUGGAGACAGGAAGCUGAAGACGGGGGAGGUGAAACUUAGCAGGAGUAUCCAGAAGUACCUUCAAGAGCUGGGUCUCCUUCCCCAGUCUGUUGGCACUGCUCGCCAGGAGCUCCAACGAGAGGGGCCCCUCACUCAGAAUGAAGACUUACAACCAAAGAAGGGGAAGUCUACAUUCUACAAUCUGCAGUCUGCAGGUCCACCCCAGGGGGAUAAGGUCUUCACCCAGGGGGCUGUAGGGAGCUGGAGAUCCCCAGUAGAGACAGCCUACUCCAGCCAGGAGCCAGGGAGGGCCAGGUGGAGUGCCACGGGGCUGGCUGCCCAGCUUGAGCGCUACAUGGCUGGAGCAGCACACACCCAGAGCCGCCCAGUACCAGGAGCAGUGGUGGGAUCAGUGGUGGGACCCAAGGGGAAGCUCUACUCUGUCAGCUAUGUACGCCCUGGUGGUCAGGUAGAACCUCAGACACGACUUGGUGGCAGUGGCUCCAAACCUCCAAGGCCCAACAUAGACAGGCUUCUUUUCAAGGCUGCGUCCAACCAUCAGGUGCCCAAGGAGCAGCUCAGUACGGUGGAUGAGCGGUUCAUCCUGAACGUGGUCAACCAGCUGGGGAGGCAGAGAGUGAACAUGGAUGAUCUGAUGGGUAAAGACCUGAACCAGCUGGCAGACAUAAUCUCUGGUGCCCUGCAAGUGGUGGAUGAGGAGGGGCCCGAGGCCAGAGCCAAGCCCAGGCUCGUGGGACACAUACGGGACAGGCAGAUGAAGAGAGAGCCCCUGCAUUCCAUGGACCAGGAUGAGGAGGACCAAGAGGACUUGUUGGAGCAAGAUGCUAUGAGUCAAGGGAAACAAAUGGUGGAUGCAGACUCUGAGCCAAAUGACAAGGACCCAAUCUUAGUUAGUAAGCUCUUGGAGUACCUCAACAUGGACCCCUUCAGUGAUGCCCCUGAUGCCCAGCUGGAGGUUGGUGAUGCUGGUGGUGCUCCAGGCAACCCCUCCAUUGAGGGCCAGAGAACAGUGGGUCUGGAGAACGUAAGGAGCAGGACCACACAGGGCCAAGUGCCUGUACCACACCCCUGGGAGGAGAGGAGCAUGACUAUGGGAGGAGAGGAUGGAGCUCCAGACCAGCCAGAUGAUGGAACCUCAGACCAACCGGCGGAUGUCCAGGGUUCUGACUCCCUGGUAGACUCUGAGGUGGAGAGGUGGAUGUACGGUACGGAAGCUCCUUCUCCUCCGGCGGCUGAGACGGACCUCCUGGCAGAAGAACCACAGGAGAGAAAUCUCCUAGCAGAACCACAGAAGAAGGACAUUCGACUCCAGGAGGAGGUGGUACAUAUGGGAGUCAAAGCUUACUCAAAGUCACCGCAAGGGAAAGACCACCACAGCGACAUUGGCUACAUCAUUACAGACACAGACUCCCUCACCUCUGACCAGGGCUUGGACCUGAUGGAACGUCUGGGUCGGAGGGUCAACCUCCACUUGACCGACCUUCUCCACCUCUCAGUGCUGGGUCCAGCUGUAACCUUCAGGGUGGGCACCAACCCUCACAAUGUCAGCACUGCCGAUGUGGCUCACAUUGCAGUUCAGCAGAAGAAGCAGCUGGAGAAGGAGACAGGUGUGAAGAUCCUGGAGGCUGGAGUCAGCGAUAAGGGAAGCUUGAGGCAGAUCCCGGUGGUCACGGAGAGUCGUCUGGAGUCUGGUCAGUUCCUGGUCUUGACCGUCAUCUCCAUGGUCCUGAUCAUGGGGGCGCUGGCAGCGUCUGGCUGGCUCUUCUGCCUGCGCCACCGCUCCCACCUCCAAAUGAAGGAGAAACUAGCCAGCCUGGGGACUGACACCAGUGCUGAUGCAACGUCAACCUAUCAGGAGUUGUGUCGCCAGCGGAUGGCUGUGCGGACAUCGGAGCGCCCGGAGCCUCUACGGCACCACUCGCGGCUGAACAGCGCGUCGUCUCAGUUCAGCGAUGGGGGGCCCAUGGCCAGCCCCUCUGCCCGUAGCUCCACCUCAUCCUGGUGCGAGGAGCCUGUCCUCGCCAACAUGGACAUCUCCACCGGACACAUGAUACUGUCGUACAUGGAGGACCACUUGAAGAACAAGAACCGUCUGGAGAAGGAGUGGGAGGCGAUGUGUGGCUACCUGGCUGAGCCCGGCGCCUGUAACGUGGGCCAGGACAAACACAACACCAAGAGGAACCUCACCGACGCCGUGGUCGUCUAUGAUCAUUCCAGAAUAACCUUGAAGGCCGAGAAUAACCAUGGCAACUCCGAUUACAUCAAUGCUAGCCCAAUUAUGGACCAUGACCCGAGGAACCCCAUGUACAUCUCUUCACAAGGCCCUCUACCCUCCACCGUGGCUGACUUCUGGCAGAUGGUGUGGGAGAAUGGCUGUGUGGUCAUCGUCAUGCUAACGCCCCUGUCGGAAAAUGGAGUCAAACAGUGUCAACAGUACUGGCCGGACGAGGGCUUCAAUGUCUACCAUGUUUAUGAGGUGAACCUGGUAUCAGAACACAUCUGGUGUGAGGACUUCCUGGUCAGGAGUUUCUACCUGAAGAACCUGCAGACCAACGAGACGCGCACCGUCACGCAGUUCCACUUCCUUUCCUGGGUGGACCGCAGCAUCCCUGACUCAGCCAGGAUCAUGCUGGACUUCCGUAGAAAGGUUAACAAGUGCUACCGGGGUCGGUCUUGUCCAAUAAUUGUCCACUGCAGUGACGGAGCUGGCAGAAGCGGAACGUACAUUCUGAUUGACAUGGUCCUCAAUAGGAUGGCUAAAGGUGCUAAAGAGAUUGAUAUUGCCGCUACCCUGGAGCACUUGAGAGACCAAAGACCCGGCAUGGUCCAGACAAAGGAGCAGUUUGAGUUUGCGCUGACAGCCGUGGCGGAGGAGGUGAAUGCCAUCCUAAAAGCACUUCCACAGUGAAACCCGGCACCGCACCAUGCCAUGUCUCGCUGUCUAAACACAAGUUCCUCUGCCCACUCAAGACUGACAUCUUGUCCAUGUCCCAAAUGGCACCCUAUUCCCUACUUAUGGGGCAAAAACAUUUUUUUUUUUUUUACUAGGGCCUAUAAUAGGGUGCCAUUUGGGACAUAUACCUCUUCUCCUGCUUUCUCUCUCCUCUGAUUCUCUCUCUCGCUCUCAAUCUCUCUCUUGGUGUACUUAUGAAUGUUGUGCCAGAUACUUGACCGACCUGGUCUUAACUGUGAUGUAUUCUGUUUGCAGUUGUUAUCGAACAUAUGUUUUAGUGCCACUAACAGAUAGCUAGACAAGAUAAUGUGUGUUCUCUCUCUCUCUUUGUGAUCUGAAUAAUGUGUUAAACUUAGCAUCAGAUACUUGGUUAUUGAUGUGAUGUAUAUAAUAUUGUAUUCAAGGCCCAAACAUCUGUGUCCUGUAUAUAGAGAAGAUGCUUAAGAAAAUGAUGUCGAAGCGAUCUUUACUAUUUAAGUUCUGAACCAUAUACUAUGACCCCGUUCAAAUACAGUUGAAGUCGGAAGUUUAUAUACACCUUAGCCAAAUACAUUUAAACAGUUUUUCACAAUUCCUGACAUUUAAUCCUAGUAACAAUUCCCUGUCUUAUGUCAGUUAGGAUCACCACUUAAUUUUAAGAAUGUGAAAUGUCAGAAUAAUAGUAGAGAGAAUGAUUUAUUUCAGCUUUUAUUUCUUUCAUCACAUUCCCAGUGGGUCAGAAGUUUACAUACACUCAAUUAUUAUUUAAAUUGUUUAACUUGGGUCAAACUUAGCCUUCCACAAGCUUCCCACAAUAAGUUGGGUGAAUUUUGGCCCAUUCCUCCUGACAGAGCUGGUGUAACUGAGUCAGGUUUUUAGGCCUCCUUCCUUGCUGAGCGGCCUUUCAGGUUAUAUUGAUAUAGGACUCGUUUUACUGUGGAUAUAGAUACUUUUGUACCUGUUUCCUCCAGCAUCUUCACAAGGUCCUUUGCUGUUGUUCUGGGAUUGAUUUUCACUUUUUCACCAAAAUACGUUAAUCUCUAGGAGACAGACCGUGUCUCCUUUCUGAGCGGUAUGACGGCUGCGUGGUUUCAUGGUGUUUAUACUUGCGUACUAUUGUUUGUACAGAUGAACGUGGUACCUUCAGGCGUUUGGAAAUUGCUCCCAAGGUUGAACCAGACUUGUGGAGGUCUACAAUUUUUCUUUUGAGGUCUUGGCUGAUUUCUUUUGAUUUUCCCAUGAUGUCAAGCAAAGAGGCACUGAGUUUGAAGGUAGGCCUUGAAAUACAUCCACAGGUACACCUCUAAUGGACUCAAAUGAUGUCAAUUAGCCUAUCAGAAGCUUCUAAGGCCAUGACAUAAUUUUCUGGAAUUUUCCAAGCUGUUUAAAGGCACAGUCAACUUAGUGUAUGUAAACUUCUGACCCAAAGUUAAAUAAUCUGUCUGUUAACAACUGUUGUAAACAUUACUUCUGUCAUGUACAAAGUAGAUGUCCUAACCGACUUGCCAAAACUAUAGUUUGUUAACAAGAAUUUUGUGGAGUGGUUAAAAAAACAAGUUUUAAUGACUAAACUUCCGACUUCAACUGUACUUUCGAACUGCAUCCUUCCGUCCUUGAGGUAACAGAUCUGUAUAUGAUUGGAUCGGUGUAAGCAAGGUUAUCGUCCUAUUACUUCCACCAAUCCAACCAAUUCAUAUAUGUGAUUAUUUUACUGAAGGUUGGAAGGAAGUAUUUGAACAGGGCCGGUAUGUGAGGUUUAGUUGUUCUCUUGUGCAGGGAUUCUUGCAGCAGACUGUAUUCGUUUGUUUGACAUUGUUAUGUAUAUGAAUGUAAUACCGGGAAUAUUUAAGCGUCACCGAAAUAUAGUGAUUACAAAUAGAGUGAUAAAUAUAGCUAUUAACGAUAUGAUUAAGCUGAAUUAUAUUGACAUUGUUCAUUAUAUUUGUUUUGUCCUUUUAAUUGACAGAAUAUUGUGACAUGUGAAGUCCAUAGACGGGGUGUCAUAAACAGAGGGAGUCCAAUCUGGCCCAUGCGCAGUUUGGGUGGGUGGAAAUAUUUGUUUUGGGGGAGGGGGUAAAUAAACUUAAUUCAAUUUAAAAUUACUAAAACUGUGUAGAAAUUAUAAUGGACCUACACCCAUAUAGUUUCUUGACUGCGUCCAGCUAGCUAAUAAUCACCGAAAUGAAAACUAGACAGUCAGGAAGAUUAGAAAAUUCGAAAAACGAUGGACAGAGGACUAUAAAAGAAAUGUGAAAUAUAACCAAUUUUCAGUGCGGCUCUCUGGAUCUCGUUGAAAACCGAAUGCAACCCCUGGGGCAAAAUGAGUUUGACAACCAUGAUGUAUAGAAUAUAAAUGAUUGGAUCCCUGUAGUGCUAUUAAAAUGUUUACUGAACUCUUCAAUGAAAACCAUAUACUUUGUGUGGAAAUAAAAAUGAUAUCAGAUUGAAAAUAAACCAUAGAACGGUU